Molecule: messenger RNA, 2691 nt
Organism: Alosa alosa (allis shad)
Lineage: Eukaryota; Metazoa; Chordata; Actinopteri; Clupeiformes; Clupeidae
Gene: pex14
Product: peroxisomal biogenesis factor 14
Exons: 10
Coding region: 96-1253 (385 amino acids)
Biological process (GO): protein import into peroxisome matrix, docking
Cellular component (GO): peroxisomal importomer complex; peroxisomal membrane
Molecular function (GO): signaling receptor binding
Source: RefSeq, a predicted model, not a curated record
UCUGCUAGUUCGCCUGUGAGGCGAGUAUAGUUGAUUGCCUAUUACCUACGGCUCUGAUGCAUGUUAGCUAGCUAGCUAGCUGUACAUCGAAGAAGAUGGCAUCCUCUGAACAACCUGAACACCAAAUACAGAAUGGCUCAUCCAUCAGAGAAGACGCCACUACGCGGGAAGCUUUGAUUGCAACAGCAGUUAAAUUUCUGCAGAACCAGAAAGUUCGUCAGAGUCCCUUGGCCACCCGAAAAGCAUUCUUGAAGAAGAAAGGUCUGACAGAUGAGGAAGUGGAGCAGGCCAUCCAGCGCGCGGGCGUCACGGACGAGCCGCAGGCCUUGGCCCCCACCCCCCUGGUGCCCCCCCACCUCAUACACCCCUCCCAGCUGGCCCCUAUACCACACAGUGCUCCAGGGUACAGAUGGAGAGACUACGGCGCUCUGGCCAUCAUCAUGGCUGGCAUGGCCUUUGGCUUUCAUCACCUCUACCGGAAGUACAUCCUUCCCCUCAUUAUGGGCAGCCGCGAGGACAAGAAGCAUCUGCAGCGCAUGGAGGCCAGCAUGGCGGAGAUGAGUGGCACGCUGACACAGACAGUCACCCAGCUGCAGGUGACCCUGGCCUCGGUGCAGGAGCUGCUGGUGCAGCAGCAGCAGAAGAUCCAGGAGCUGUCUAACGAGCUGACCACCUGUCAGGCCUCCUCCACCACCAAUCGCAUGCUGGAGUCCCAGACUGUUAAUGAGCUGAAGGCGGAGAUAGCGUCCCUCAAAGGCCUUCUCCUGAGCAGGAGACAAUUCCCAGCGUCCCCCUCCGUCCCCAAGAUCCCCUCCUGGCAGAUCCCACUGAAGCCCACCUCCCUGUCCAACCCGCCGUCGCUCAACCACACCAACAGCAGCAGCGACAUCUCCCCGGUCAGCAACGAGUCGGCCGGCUCCUCGCCGAUCAAGGACUCCCACAGCGCCGCGGCCACGCCCUCGGGCUCGCACGUCCUCAACGGGGAGCCCGGUUUGGGCGCCAUGCUUCCGCUGGACCUGAAGGACCAGGUGCGCAUGGAGGUGCAGGGCGAGGAGGAGAAGAGGGAGGAGGUGGAGGAGGAGGACGAGGACGAAGACGAGGAAGAGGAGGAUGACGACGACGUGACCCGGGCGGACGAGGAAGAGCACCUGAGCGUCCAGACGGAGGACAGGAGGGGAGGGGACGGACAGUUCCACGAGCAGGUGGACAAGCUGCGGCGCCCGGAGGGAGCCAGCAACGAGAGCGAGGGCUGAGGAGAGCAGCGGCUGGCGGCUCCGCUGCGUCCCGGCAGUCUCCAGCAGGGCGGGCUGAUUUGGUUUAUGAAGUCUGUUAAUAAUCAAAUGAUCAACAAAUAACAGAUGUAUUAGUUCAUGCAGCUUGAAAUGUCAAGGAGGCUCAAAUCGGAAAUCUAAUACCGAAAGCCUGUUAUAUGAUAUUAUAUUACACGACAAACCCUCCAGUCCAAAUUAUAUGGGGCCUCCCACAGUGAAUAAUCUUAACAUGAAACAGUGCUGGGGUUUCGUAAUUAAACCGUGUAAAACAAUGGAUGUUUGCUGUGGCAGGGCUGACAGUUAUGCUUUCCCUGACACUCGGAUUUGGGCCUGGUGAAGGAGCUCAGGAGGGGUUGCUGUGUGGAGGUGUGGGUGGGUUGGGGUGGGUUUGGGUGCGGGGGUUGACACCCCCUGAUGUAAAUGAAGGCUAACGUGAUGAAUACUUAACUAAUCCAAUUACCCCCCCUUCAGCAGAUGAUGAACGGGAAAAAAAGAGGGAAAGAGUGAAGGAGAGGAAGGGUGAAGAAAGAGAGAGAGACAUAGAGAGAGAGAGGGAGGGGGGAGAGAGAGAGAGCUCCACAAGUAAGAAUUAGCGUGCAGGCCCUGUUGUGGCAUUUUCACUUUUAACAAAUGGCCUUCAAAGUAACACGAUUAGGACAGAGGCAGGUGAAGCUUCAUCCCACACAAUCCCUCUCUCUCUCUCUCUCUCUCUCUCUUUCUCCCUCUCUCUCUUUCUCCCUCUCUCUCUCUCUCUCUCUCUCCUCUCUCUCUCUCUCUCUUUCUCCCUCUCUCCAUCCCUCUCUCUUUCUCUCCCCCAGUGAGAAGGCACAGAGCCACCUCUCUCUCUCCACCAUCGUCUCCUUAAUCAGAGCGGAGCCAUUGUCACGGUGCCGAGGAUAAAGCCAUGCACGCUCACGACAUACAGUAAUGCCAGGGAAAGUUGUUUUAAUUUUCUAAUGGAUUGUUAUUGAUCCGAAAUAGUAAAAGAUUAUGAAGCGACCAAGGUAAAUCAUUUUGACUGAGGCGUAGGUGGGGGGGACCACGAUGACUCGAGAGGGGUGUAAAGAUCCAGCCAUCACUCUUACCUCCGACUGGAGGGGGACGGAGAGAACUGUGUGUUUGUGUGUGUGUCAGUGAAUGAGUGAGUGAGUGAGUUGGUUGUGUGAGUGUAUGUGUGUUUGUCACAGUGUGUGUAUGCAUUUGCGUGUGGAUUGCUAGUUGCUUGGUUGUGCGUGUGUUUGUCUGCUCUCGAGUCAUAAGGGUGAGACCUUCAAUUCGUUGUAAUGACGCCCUUAAAAUUGCCUAUUUGGCUACUGUUCAUUAUCAAGAAAAUGUACCCAACUGAUGUUUGCUGCAAUUACGAAAUAUCAGAAAACAUGUAAAUAAUGUACUUGUAAUAAAUUCAACAGAAAGCACAAUA